AUGGAUUUUAAAAUUGAACACACUUGGGAUGGUUCUCCGGUGACUCAUGAGCCAGUGUUUGUCAGGCUGAACCCAGGUGACGGAGGAGUGAUGUUGAAAGUUAGUGCUCCAUUUUUCAAUGAUCCUCCAGCCCCGCUUGGAGAACCAGGAAAGCCUUUCAAUGAACUGUGGGAUUAUGAAGUUAUAGAAGCAUUUUUCUUGAACGACAUAACUGAACAGUACUUAGAAGUUGAACUUUGCCCCCAUGGACAACAUUUGGUGCUUUUAUUAUCUGGAAGAAGAAAUGUGUGGAAACAAGAACUUGCUCUAUCAUUCGAAGUGUCCAAAGGAGAGACAAAAUGGGAAGGCAGAGCUUAUCUUCCUUGGAGUUAUUUUCCACCAAAUGUGACAAAAUUCAAUUCAUUUGCAAUUCAUGGAUCAAAAGAUAAAAGAAUCUAUGAAGCUCUUUACCCUGUACCUCGGCAUGAACUGCAACCAGGACAAAAACCUGAUUUCCACCGUCUGGAAUACUUCAAGCCUUUCAAUUUUAACACACUGCUGGGAGAAGAAUGGAAACAACCAGAAUCUGACCUGUGGGCUAAUAGAGAAACCUGA
Messenger RNA from Pipistrellus nathusii (Nathusius's pipistrelle), 594 nucleotides. Lineage: Eukaryota; Metazoa; Chordata; Mammalia; Chiroptera; Vespertilionidae. The record is from the annotation of a GenBank genome assembly.